Messenger RNA from Cucurbita moschata (crookneck pumpkin), 627 nucleotides. RefSeq lists its product as uncharacterized. The transcript has 3 exons. The record is from RefSeq and is a predicted model, not a curated record. The coding region runs from base 1 to 627 and encodes 208 amino acids. Lineage: Eukaryota; Viridiplantae; Streptophyta; Magnoliopsida; Cucurbitales; Cucurbitaceae.
AUGGUAGAGUGCAACCUGACCAAGUAUUCUGUGGUAGUAAAGUUACAACUCUGGAGAGAUGCUCAAGGAAGCUUUGUGAAUUCCACUAAGUAUGCUCGCGUCAUCGGAGGUCUGAGGUAUUUGACUCAUACUCGUCCAAACCUUACAUAUGUUGUUGGAAUGUCAAGAGACAUCAACAUUCUCCGCUAUGUGAAUCGAACAACAUACUUCGGGCUGAAGUAUCAAAGAGGGCGAGGUGUUGAAGAACUAGUCGAUUUUACCGAUAGUGAUUUAGCUGGAGAUAUUGACGAUAGAAAAAGCAUCAAAGGAAUGACGUUUUAUCUCAACGAAAAUUUGAUCUCUUGGCAAUCUCAGAAGCAGCGAACUAUGGCACUAUCUUUCUGUGAGACCGAGUUCAUGGCAGCAACUGCGGCAUCGUGUCAGGCAUUGUGGCUAAGAAAUUUGUUGAGUGAAGUGAUUAGAACUGAACUAAAGCCGAUGACUCUUGAUGUCGAAAACAAAUUUACAAUUGCAUUGAUGAAGAAUCUGGUUCACGUCAAUCAAGAGAAAAGAGACAAGCUUGAUGCUAAGGCUAUGAAGUGCUACUUCAUAGGCUAUGACUCAGACUUGUUCGGGUAUAGGUUUUAG